Molecule: messenger RNA, 738 nt
Organism: Amphibalanus amphitrite
Lineage: Eukaryota; Metazoa; Arthropoda; Thecostraca; Balanomorpha; Balanidae
Product: glutamate-gated chloride channel-like
Exons: 5
Biological process (GO): regulation of membrane potential; signal transduction; chemical synaptic transmission
Cellular component (GO): neuron projection; membrane; synapse
Molecular function (GO): neurotransmitter receptor activity; transmembrane signaling receptor activity; extracellular ligand-gated monoatomic ion channel activity
Source: RefSeq, a predicted model, not a curated record
CCCCUGAAGGUAGACUGCGCCGCUGCACAGCGAGUUGCGUUUCAGCAGCUUACUUGCAGGAAAAAUAUACACAUUAUUGACCCUGAAGGAAUAAUCAAGGGUUCGGCGUCUGGGAGUGCAUAUUUAGGUCGUUAUACCUGUUGAUGAUACCGUCACACGGCACAAGCGGAAGAAUGCGCCGGCGAGGGCGGCCGGACGGGCACCCGGUGCUGGUCUCCAUAGCAGCGGCGAUUGCUCUACUGGUCACACCUCGUGCUGCUCAAGGAGCAAGGAGUACCUACCAUGAGAGCGAGUUUUUCAAGCUGGACAGCCUUUUCAAGGGAAAACCUUACGAUCGUCGAGCCACGCCCACUCAAGAUUCCGAUAAACCGACAAUAGUCAGCGUGGAAAUGUACCUCAGGAGUCUGGGCUCCAUCAAUCCGGUGGAAAUGGACUACACGGCCGAUCUGUACCUGCGACAGCGCUGGAUCGAGAGUCGGUUCGUCAACAACUCCCUCACCAGACCACUCGACGUCUCCGACCCGCUGCUGGUGAAGAAAAUCUGGAAACCCGAGGUGUACUUCCCCAACGCCAAGUCGGGCGACUUUCAGUACGUCUCGGUACCCAACGUGCUGAUCCGGGUCCACCCCAGCGGAGAGGUGCUCUACAUUCUGAGACUUUUACUGAGGUUCUCCUGUAUGAUGGACUUGUCAAACUAUCCUCUAGAUACUCAAGUAUGCAGCAUCGAAACAGCGGUCU